AUGUCAUACAACUAUGUUCCACUCCCUGUCCCAUUGAUCAACCUCAUCAAGACCUAUGACAUUUCAGCAGCCCCAUGGAUGAAAUCCCAAAGGGUCAAUUUGGUGACCUCUCAUUUUCAGCAGUUUGACGACAAUUUCAAGGUACGCAUGUCGUCUCCAAGUGUUUUGGAUGCCCAGUUUGUAUCAUUUCACAAGGAAGCUUCACCAGAAUAUGCUGUCUAUGAAGAUUUUAUCCAUCUGCAUAUGGAUAAGGACAGACGACCCACAGUUUUCUUUGAAAUGUACAUUCAUCAGGCCUUGGUGACAGACAUUGAUCCAGUGACCGUGACCUUGGAUCAUCAAUCGCUCCUUCUGCCGUGGGACACAGAAGAUAGGACUAGCCAAAGCACCACCCCUUGGUGUGUUGAACAGUUUGCUGGAGGCUUUGGAGGAUGGGCCUUUGGUUUAGCUUUCUUGCACCGAGCGGGAUUUCCGAAGUAUCAUGUCCUCAGUGUGGAAGCCGAAUUGUCGUAUGCCACCCAAUACGCCUUGUCACAUGCAAGUAACAUGGUAGGAGACCCAGCAGGUAUGCCUGAACAGUUUUUGCUCCACAUGCAAGAAGAUGUCAUGGUUUGCGGGAACAUCCAAGAAAUGCAUUGGCAAAAGCUUCUUCAACAUGUUUAUGCUUCAUUGUGGUGUAUUUCUGCUCCAUGCAAGUCCUGGAGUUUUGCUGGAAGCCAAGAAGGCUUCUCCAACCAAGAUGGAUUGACGUUGGCCCAUGCCAUUGCGCACUGUAGGAUUCACCAGCCGAAAUAUGCCAUGAUUGAACAGGUAGCAGGGUUUGAAAGCCACAUGCACUUCCCAAUUGCCAUGCGUUUGAUGCAAUGGGCGGGAUAUGAACCGGUUUUGCAAGGAGUUUUUGACCUGGGAAAUCUCACACCUUGCAGACGCACUAGGUGGUUAGGAGUUUUUGCACAUCAUGCAUGCACACAGCCUCAUAUGCAGCCGCAGAAAUGGCCCACCAAUUCCACCACAACACGGCAGUAUGACAUGAUUCUCAACCUGUCCCAUCAGCAGUGCCGUGAAUUCGAACCAACCGUCCAGCAGGCAGCCUUCUACUUUGAUGCCAAUUUCAUGCCUGGAAAGAACACUUGGCCAUCUGGAGCAUUUUUCUCUCACCAGGAAGGUUUGAUGCCGAUGCAAUUUUACAGCCCAGAGCUCACCCAAGAGCUUGAGAUUGCUGCCAGAAACCGCAUCCCAAACACGCAAGUGGAUUCACCAGAUCAAACGGGAGAAUUUUUGCAGGUUGCCCCAAUUUUGAUUCCAGGCGAAUAUGGGAAAUUGCGUAUCCACAAAGAUGUCACCUUGCUCACUUUGCUGCGAUUGUGGAACUACCAGAUUGGUCCUGAUUUCCCGAUUUCCCAUCAAGACUUGGAGUGUUCAAUUAUGCAAUUGUUCUCCGAAUCACAUGUCAUGCUCAUGCCUCUUGCUCCAGAGAUCCAGGAGAUGCUGACACAAACAGCCCUUGCACGACCUGAUGCAAACACAAUCAUCUUGCACCGAUCCAGCACUGAUUUGAGCAUGUAUGAAGUUGCUCAUGGAAAGACAUGGCGCAUGGUGAAGCAGACCUUUCCAGACCUUCAAUCAGCCCAAUAUGAAUUGUUUGGAGAUUUGCAGGAAUCCACUCUUUUCACGAGGGACACAGAGAUCCAUGAUCAGGUUGCACCCUUUCAGGUGCCAGCACUUGCACAGACAGUUCUGAGGCAAUUGCACGAUGUAACCUUUGAAGUGGUUUGUCCUCCGAAAACUGAUAUCCUGAUUCUCCAUUGCGAAGGAUCCCAGCAAGCCCGUGAAGCAUUCCUUCAGUUUUGGGGCACGGAAGACCACCGCCGAUGGAUGUUGCAAGUAGGAAGGCAAAUGAAUUACCAGUCCAUUGAUGAUCGUACCUGGAGGGUGUUUUUUCGACCGGCACUUCCGGAAGCAGCCAUGCCAAUUGCGAUUUUUCGUGAUGCACUGUUUUGGAAUGCUGUUCGCACUCUUUUCAUGUCCAUGCACACUGCAGAGGGUCUUCCAGUCAAGAUCAAACUGUUUGGUCGUACGCUCUGUCAGGUGUCCCUGAGCUUUGAUUUAGCUUGUGAGACCUUUUUGCUGGCCCUUCAGCACAUCCGACAGUUGCAUCCCAGAAGAGGCAAUCCGAGCCUUCAUGCAUCCGGAAAACGCUGUGGGGACAUUUGCACCAUCCGAGACAUCCACAGCCGACUCACUGGCACAUCAACAAUGGACUUUCACAAAUUGGUGCAAUCUGAAGUUGCCAACCGAUUUCUUCAGUAUGGUUUGGAUUUGCCUCAAGUAACAGAUUCCACUUCCAAGUUGAUUGAAAAGGUAGGCCUUGCCAGACUUCAUCAUAUGAUCCAUGAAGAAUCACAGCCUGAAAAGGAACAAAGCUUUCGACGAUUGUGCGAGUCGGCAAGCAUUGCCCUGCCGAAGCAUGGCCCUAGGAUGCAUCUGGUUUCAGGUAAGUACCAGAAGCUUCGAUCACAGCGAACCCAUGCAGCGACAGCCAAGAUCGACCCAGCAAAGUAUCAGCUGACUGAAGGUUUUUUCGUCAAUGCUGACAAAACUCCUACGCCAAUUUUGAGUCAAUUUUCAUGGCAGAGCACAGGGGUUGUUCUUUUGACAGCCGAACAGGCACUUCCAAUCAUGACCAUUGCUACCGCAACUGUUCCAGAUGAACUUGCCAUUUAUGUGCCAGGUGAUUUUGCAGUCCCCGCCAAAUUUCAUCAUUUCCACACCAAUGCACCAGCAGUUGAUGAUCUUGGGCGCCAAGUCCUGCUUACAGGCCAACUCAUCCAGUUUGGAUCAAGACAUAUUCAGACCAAUGUCCUUCCUGACCAAAUCACUACCAAGGAAGUCCAAGUCCUAGCAGUGACUUUGUGGAAAGAGGAUUUUGACCCCCCUACAUGGGAGCGUAUCAAGUCGGCCCCAGUGAAAACGACCAGAGAUUUGCUAAUGUUGGAGGGCUAUGGGGAAUUGAUGUCAAAGCCAUGGGGCCGAGCCUAUAGGGCUAAGGGCAAACCAGUGCCUCCGGAACACGCUGAGUCGAUCCAGUUCCAUGCAGAGUUCCAACGUUGUCCCCGCCUGAAUGCAUUGCUUCGGAUUUCCGGUUUCAAUAGAAUAUAUUUGACUCCAAAAUUGGCUGAUGGACAAAUUGAUUCUGCCUGGAAAGUGAUAUGGAUUCAGGGGACGUCACAACACAUCGAAAGCCUCUCUGCUCAGAUUGAUGGAGCCGCUGGACUUCUGCGCAGUACCAAGUCAUUUGGACUUCGGGUUGAAGCAGGAUCUUUUGCCACAGCCUGGUUACGCCUCAAACCUGACCAAGAAGCACCAGAUGUCAGACAGCGCAAGCAUACAUUCCGACUUCAACCUCUGCCUGUGGGCACAGACAAAGACAUUUUGGCCAAAUGGGCAGCUCAGGUGCAAUGGGACAUUCGCCCGCUCCGAUCCAUUGGAGCCAAGACAUGGCUGGUUGCAGCCGAUGAGCCACCACCGCCAUUGCUUUGCUUCAAUACCCAACCAUUGCUGGUUCAAAAGGUCACCCAAAAGACCAUGCACAACUCAGGUGAUAUCAUUGCGGGCCCACGACAACCCCCGGCGACCAAGCCAGGGGCGCAGACGGCACAUCCCAAGCUAAAUGUUUUCUUUGAAGGAGAUCCCCACAUGGACCCUUGGGCACCCGAGAAGAAAGAGCAUUUAGAAUCAAAACUCACAGGUAGUGAAGCUGCAGUCUCAGCACCUAGCCGAUCCUUGCCGGGCCCUGUUAGCGAUCAGUUCCAACAACAAGGCAGCCGACUUCAAGCGCUUGAAACAGCAGUUGCGAAGCUUCAUGAAGACCAAUUGAAGUUUGCCUCAACUACUGACCAAAAGAUUUCGCAGGUUUCUGACCAACUCCACAAGCACAUGGGAGACACCAAGAAUAGCAUUGAGCAUUUGCACAAGGAACAGCUCAGCAUGACACAAUCCAUCGCCCAAGCCCUGCAGAGACAAGAUGACAGACUUGCUUCAAGCAUGGAUGAAUUGAAGUUCUUGUUCUUGCAGACCAGAGGAAUCAAGCGCAAUAAUAACGGAGAGCUGGACGAACCAGACGAGUCAUUGGAGUGA
This is a messenger RNA of Cladocopium goreaui, 4137 nucleotides long. The record is from the annotation of a GenBank genome assembly. Lineage: Eukaryota; Dinophyceae; Suessiales; Symbiodiniaceae.